AUGCCUCCUCCUGGAGACGCCCCGCCGGCCGAGGGGUCGCCAGUCCCGGGGGUCCUGUGGACCAAGGGUGGCGAGGACCAUGGCGCUGGGACUUCGGAGACCCCGGGCUCCGAGGGGGACACAGAGUCCCCAGAAGCAGAGGAAGAGGAGGAGGUGCCGGGCCACGGCCGCCGCCGGCGCGUGCGCUCCUUCUCCUUGCCGGCCGACCCCAUCCUGCAGGUGGCCCGGCUCCUGCAGCGGCGGCAGCAGCAGGCCCGGGAAGGGCUGGGCGGCAAGAAGCGGGUGCAGUUCGCCGACUCUCUGGGGCUGAACCUGGCCAGCGUGAGGCAUUUCAGUGAGGCCGAGGAGCCGCAGGUCCCGCCCGCCGUGCUCUCCCGCCUCCACAGCUUCCCCAUGAGCUCCGAGGACCUGGAGCACAUCGGGGGCCUGCUGGCCGCGGCAGCGGCGGCCAGUCCCCUCCCGGCGGCGCCGCCUCCCCGGCUCCGGCCGCUGUUUGAGCUCCCGGGCCCCGGCGCGGCCGCCCAGCGACUCCGGCUGCAGCGCGUGUGCCUGGAGCGCGUGCAGUGCUCGGCGCCCUGGGGCGCGGAGGUGACGGGCUCCGGGAGGGUGCUCAGCUGCGCGGGGCCCAGGGCCGUGCUCGUGCGCUACACCUUCACCGAGUGGCGCUCCUUCCUGGACCAGCCCGCCGAGCUGUCCCCCGAGGAGUCCCCGGAGCCGCAGCCCCCAGAGGCACCUUCGAGGGUCUCCGGGGGUGCGGAGGAGGAGCUGGGCGUCGAGCUCUUCCACUUCUCGCUGUCCCUGCCCCCUGGCCUGCUGCCCAAAGACUGGGAAGAUGCGGACGCGCAGGACGCCGCCAUCCACUUCGCCAUCUGCUACCGCUGCGCACAGGGCGAGUUCUGGGACAACAACUCUGGAGCCAACUACACACUGCGCUAUGUACACAGCACGGACGCGCCCUGA
Molecule: messenger RNA, 960 nt
Organism: Ochotona curzoniae (black-lipped pika)
Lineage: Eukaryota; Metazoa; Chordata; Mammalia; Lagomorpha; Ochotonidae
Gene: PPP1R3G
Product: protein phosphatase 1 regulatory subunit 3G
Exons: 1
Coding region: 1-960 (319 amino acids)
Biological process (GO): regulation of glycogen biosynthetic process
Cellular component (GO): protein phosphatase type 1 complex
Molecular function (GO): glycogen binding; protein phosphatase 1 binding
Source: RefSeq, a predicted model, not a curated record